This is a messenger RNA of Bipolaris victoriae FI3, 2589 nucleotides long. RefSeq lists its product as hypothetical. Gene Ontology annotation, cellular component: cytoplasm; cytosol; proton-transporting V-type ATPase, V0 domain. Gene Ontology annotation, molecular function: molybdopterin molybdotransferase activity; proton-transporting ATPase activity, rotational mechanism. Lineage: Eukaryota; Fungi; Ascomycota; Dothideomycetes; Pleosporales; Pleosporaceae. The coding region runs from base 1 to 2589 and encodes 862 amino acids. Gene Ontology annotation, biological process: molybdenum incorporation into molybdenum-molybdopterin complex; proton transmembrane transport; Mo-molybdopterin cofactor biosynthetic process. The record is from RefSeq and is a predicted model, not a curated record. The transcript is spliced from 11 exons.
AUGUCUCUCACUUACGGAACGGGCGGCGCCACGGCCGCCCUCGGUGUGGUUGCCUUGUACAUGCUCUUCCACGGCGAAGGAGAGGCUUUCAACGUCGGAGCUUUCCUCGAAACCGUAUCACCGUACACCUGGGCUAGUCUUGGAAUCGCGCUGUGCAUCGGCCUCUCCGUAGUAGGAUCCGCAUGGGGAAUCUGGACAACUGGCGUGUCCAUCGUCGGUGGAGGUGUCAAGGCACCCCGGAUACGAACUAAGAACUUGAUCUCUAUCAUCUUCUGUGAAGUCGUUGCCAUCUACGGCGUCAUCAUGGCCAUCAUCUUCUCCUCCAAGAUGACCCAGCUUACCGACCCCGAGCUGCUCUACUCUGGAUCAAACUACUUCACCGGAUACGCCCUCUUCUGGGCCGGACUUACCGUCGGCAUGUGCAACCUGAUCUGCGGUGUCUGCGUUGGCAUCAACGGAAGCAGUGCUGCUCUGGCUGAUGCUGCCGACCCUGCACUGUUCGUCAAGAUUCUCACUAUCGAAAUCUUUGCCGCUAUUCUCGGACUGUUUGGACUUAUCAUUGGAUUGUUGAUGCAAAGCAACGCAAAGGACUUUGAAGCAGCGAUUUUGGUCGUCUCCGAGACAGCCUCGCAAGAUCCUACAACCGAUAAAUGCAUACCUACUUUAAACCAAGUCUUCGGCGAUCUCGGGAACAACCAAUGGGACAUUAGCGAAACCGAAAUCGUACCUGACAAUGCUCUUGCAAUCCAGAAGGCUAUCAAGACUUGGACUGAUGGGCCAGAGCCUGUGAACUUGAUCGUUACAAGUGGGGGGACUGGGUUUGCUACGAAAGAUGUCACUCCAGAGGCAGUUACUCCAUUGAUUGACAGACAUGCUCCAGGUCUUAUCCAUGGCAUGCUUACGACCUCGUAUGCAGUCACACCUUUUGCCCUGAUGGCACGGCCUGUUGCUGGAGUUCGAAAACGAACUUUGAUUAUGACCUUGCCUGGGUCACCAAAAGGCGCCAAAGAGAAUCUAGAAGCGGUGCUCAAGCUGCUACCACAUGCAUGCCUUCAAGCAGCUGGUGCAGAGUCACGGCCGCUCCACGCUGGUGGUGUGAAGAAACUUGAGAAAGAUGCAGGUGUCUCAUCAGGGAGUGCUCCUUCUGCUGGAACCGGAGGUGGAUGUGGACAUCACCAUCACGGACAUGGUAGUCAUGUGGGGCCAAAGGCUCAUACAAAGCCAGCAGAGCAUCCGCAAUCAAAUGAUCCUUCAGCAGGACCAACGAAGAGAUAUCGAUCCUCGCCAUAUCCCAUGUUGGCUGUCGACGCGGCCUUGAAACUCAUUGCAGAGAAGACGCCAGCUCCUAUUGUAGAGAAAGUCCCUGUAAACAUGAAGAUAGGCGGCUCCGUUCUUGCCGAGGACGUUAAGGCGGCUGAAUCUGUUCCAGCUUUCCGAGCCAGCAUCGUCGAUGGUUACGCUAUCAAGAUUCCGUCUUCAGGCAAGUUCGAGAAGGGCGUAUACCCAGUCUCGAUUAUCUCACACGCCCAACCUGGUGAGGUCAAAGAACUCAAAGAGGGUGAGAUUGCAAGGAUCACUACGGGCGCGCCACUUCCACCUGGUGCUGAUGCUGUCAUCAUGGUGGAAGAUACCGCACUCAAGACUUUGACUGAUGACGGCCAAGAGGAAAAGGAAAUUGAGAUUCUUACAGAUGAGAUUAAGGCUGGUGAGAACGUACGCGAGGUGGGUAGUGAUGUGAAAGAGGGCGAGACCAUCAUGAGAAAGGGAGAGGGCGUCACAGUCGUGGGUGGGGAAUUUGGACUUCUUGCCUCUGUUGGUACACGGGAAGUAUCGGUUUACAGAAGGCCAGUUGUUGGUGUUCUAAGCACGGGAGAUGAAAUCAUCCCACACGAGAGGGAAGGCCCGCUCCGACUAGGAGAAGUCCGUGAUACGAACCGCCCUACACUGAUUACUGCCGCCCGUAGCCACAGAUUUGAGGUCAUCGAUCUCGGCAUUGUCUCUGACAAACCAGGUACCCUGGAGCAGACACUUCGUGAUGCGAUGCGCAGAUGCGACGUAAUCAUUACCUCGGGCGGCGUUUCUAUGGGUGAACUCGACCUACUCAAGCCCACCAUUGAGCGCACCCUCGGGGGCACCAUUCAUUUUGGCCGAGUAAAUAUGAAGCCCGGUAAACCAACCACCUUUGCGACAGUCCCUGUAAAAGAUAACGACGGCAACCCUGUCAACAAAGCUAUCUUUUCUUUGCCUGGUAACCCUGCUUCAGCAGUCGUCUGCUUCCAUCUUUUCGUUCUGCCGGCGCUGCACCAACAGGCGGGCAUUAAGCCCGUGGGGCUACCGCGCGUCAAAGUGGUACUGGAAGAGGAUAUCAAGAUGGAUAGAGGAAGGCCUGAGUAUCAUCGUGCGCUUGUGGUGACCAAGGAAGAUGGGCUUUUGUAUGCGAGUUCCACAGGAGGUCAGAGGAGCAGUCGCAUUGGCAGCUUCAAGGGCGCAAACGCUCUGUUAUGUAUGCCAAAGGGGGAGGGAAGUCUGAAUAAGGGAGAGAGAGUGGAUGCGUUGCUCAUGGGUAAGUUGGGAGAGGUGGAGCGUUGA